AUGUCUAAUGAUAUUCUAAAUCAAUUCAAUACUGUGUCUAAGUCGGAUAUCGAAGUCCUCAACCAAGAAAUAGACGAAGACGAAGGCCAGUACCGCAUUCGGGCCGGAACCCGUGUACAUUAUGUUACAAUUCCUGGUUAUGCGAGCCCCAAACGAGUUUUUGACCGAGACACACUCUGUAGGCCGUAUCUUCUCGUUCCAGGACUUCCCCCAUUCCCGGAUGCAGACUGGACCAAGAUAAGACUUUCACUCGGCCCAGAUGGCAGUGUUCAGUCAGAUAUUUCUUUCGAACCACUGGACGAGGUAGAAUCUACCUGGCAUCCACAACACAUUGACGUACUUUCGUCAAAGCGCAUUAAAUAUCACAAGCAGCGCGUUAGAGAAGUCGAAUAUCAGGGGCAGACUGCAAUAAGCAAAAUUGCCGUUCUGCAGUGGCUCAUUCCACAACUUGAGCACGAGACGAGGGUGUACGAAUCUUUGACCAAAUUGCAAAGCACUGAUGAGGCGCGAUUGACCCCCGAGGUUUUGGGACAUCUCUUUGAGGGAGGUAGAAACGUCGGGCUUCUUUUGGAAAAGAUAGAGGGCGAUUAUGCGACACUGGCGGAUCUACCAAAAUGCGAGGCGGCUUUGCGCAAAUUGCACAAGCUAGGGUUUGUCCAUGGAGACGCCAAUCGCUACAACUUUAUCGUCGAGAGAUCCGCUGGGAACGUCAAGAUGAUUGAUUUUGAGCAUGCUGAGCAAUACGAUGAGGAGAAGGCGAACGCUGAAAUUCAGGAACUAGCAUCUGAGUUGACAGAUGACUCCGGGCGAGGUGCGCCAGUCACCUUUGUGUAUCAUUAG
This is a messenger RNA of Fusarium fujikuroi IMI 58289, 840 nucleotides long. RefSeq lists its product as uncharacterized. The record is from RefSeq and is a predicted model, not a curated record. The transcript has a single exon. Bases 1 to 840 code for a protein of 279 amino acids. Lineage: Eukaryota; Fungi; Ascomycota; Sordariomycetes; Hypocreales; Nectriaceae.